Molecule: messenger RNA, 1297 nt
Organism: Linum trigynum
Lineage: Eukaryota; Viridiplantae; Streptophyta; Magnoliopsida; Malpighiales; Linaceae
Source: the annotation of a GenBank genome assembly
CCGUAAAAAUUAAGGAGGAAAAAAUUAAAGGUUUCCCAAAAAAAAAAAGAAAAAAAAAAGCUGAUGUGACAGAUGGUGAUUGAAUUAUCCAUGUUACUUACCGCUAGAGGUGGCAAUUUCAAUCCAAUCUAUCAAUCCAUUAAAAAUAUCCACCUAAUCCAAUUCAUUUAAAUCCAAUCCAUUUUAUCCAAAUCCAAUUGGAUUGGUGGAUUCAUGGAUUGGAUCCAUGGAUCAUUGGCAAAUUACGGUUUAGUACCUAUAAUUUUUAUUUUUUACAUUUUGGUACCUAAAAUUUAAAUUUUUAUACGAAAAAUAUCAUUGGGAAAUUACGUUUUGGUACCUAAAAUUUUUCAUUAUGACAUUUUAGUACCUACUUUUUACAUUUUACAUAUUGGUCUUUGGUUGAGGAUGUCAUUUGGAUUCAUGGAUAAUCCACCAAUCUACUUGAUCCAAUCCAUGAAUCUACCAAUUCAUUAGAUCCAAUCUAUUUGAUCCAUGGAUCCACCAAUCCAAUCCACCAAUCCAAAUUCAUUUGCCACCUCUACUUACCGCAGGUUAUGAAGAGGAACUAUUCUGGACAUGUUACAUAAUUGAGCCCCGGGAACAAUUUACAUGUUAAUCCUUACCUUUUUUAUUCGAGUCAUGGAGCAAUUCACCAGGAAAAGCUAAGACGCACCAUUUCUGAUUUAACCCUAAAGCGGCUUUGGAUCUUCAGAUCCAUCAAAUUCAUUUGAUUAAAAGGUUAUGGAAACUAGACAGAAAUUCAGGCUGUGCCCAUCGUCCCUCGCCCACCACCACCACUGCCACCACCACCGUCACCCCCUUCCAUUUUUAACACCACCACCACCAGCUGACCGUCACCACCACCACCACCACUGCCACCACCUCCAUCACUGCCACCGCCACCUUACUGGCCAACUCCCGACGUUUGUCCCUCCGAUGCAGAAUCCACAUCUACCGGCGACUGCUUACCCACUGCCACUGCCGCUGCCGAACCCUUUAACCCUAGAAGGAGCCACCGUCUGGAGUGCAACUUUCCCCACUACUACUCAGACGGAGCCUGCGGUUGAUUUUAAAGCUAUAGACGAAGCAGAUGAGCAGCGAGAUGACUACAACGAUGACGACGAUCCGACUUUUGUGCUGACCGAUGAGUGGAAGGAGUUCUUCGCAGCAUCUGAAGCCAGAAGGCGACUAGAGAAGCAGCAACGACGCUCUAAGAACAAGGCUAAGCACUGACAGAAGUACUCAAGGACUCGGUAACAGUGAAGAAAUGCAACUCUAUCUAGUAUCUAAUGCA